This is a messenger RNA of Chaetomium fimeti, 1213 nucleotides long. RefSeq lists its product as uncharacterized. Lineage: Eukaryota; Fungi; Ascomycota; Sordariomycetes; Sordariales; Chaetomiaceae. The coding region runs from base 348 to 1025 and encodes 225 amino acids. The record is from RefSeq and is a predicted model, not a curated record. The transcript has a single exon.
GCCCCUCAGUCCUGACUGGCGUAUAAGAGCGAGCGGCUUUGUUUGCUGUGGCUGUUGCUUGUUCUUUUGCGGGCAGCUGGCACCAAGCCACUCCGUCAGACUGCUUUCUCAGCCGCCCGGUUUGGCUGUGUUCUUCCCUUCUUCUCUUUAUCACAUUGCACCUACAUUACGCCAGGAUAACGCCUGGUCCGACGUCGACACAAUUCUCCCCAUUAUCCUGGAUGCGACGGCCUUUGGCCACCCUGCAGCAGCCCAUAUCCCAUUGAGCAUCCCUCUUUGACUCCUGUCGCUGCCCUGGCUAUCAUCCAGAAUUCCACGCCAACCCGAACGAGAAAAUAGUGGGUGCCAUGCCUCAAGAGUCAUUGCGGCGGCCACGCCAGGAGGAGGCCCGACCCGGCGGUGGUGGACGCCAAACGAGGUCCAAACGUCAACGCCAACUAGCCGAGGACGCAUUGUCCUCCAGCGCCGCGCUGACGCCUUCGCCGGACGCCGGAGUAACGCCCUGUCCUGCUGCUGUGGCCGCGCCCUCUCCGGAUGACUCGCCGGCCCCUGAUGCACCGCCGACUGCAGAUGUGCCGGCGUCCCCCGAUGCGCUACCGUGCCUCGAUUCUCCGCCGCUUCACAAUGUCACGGCGGUACCCCCCCUUGAUACCGUCCCAUCGUCUCCACCGGGCGCAGUCGUGCCCGCCACCACCUCGACGGCCCUGUUGUCCCCGGCCGCCGUGGUAGCAGCUCCCCUAACAGUCAGCGGUAACGAACCGGACACUGAGAAGGUCGCGAACAGGCAAACCUUUAGGAUCUUAGAGACCUGCUAUGGCAAUGCGAUGGAUGGCUUCCGAGCCGUGGAGGCUUGGUCGGAGCUUGAGGGCGCAAUCAUGAGCCUUGUUCGAUGCCACUUUGUCAAAGUGGUUCCCUGGGACACGCUCGACGUUAGCACUAGGGAAAAGCUUUCCAUUUGGGCACCCCACGCCGGGGACUAUCUCGAAUCCGCCUUUGAAUCGCACAGUAAGCUACGAGGCCCAUAGCCCAUCUUAUGGUCCUGCGCCAUUCACCGCGGUGUUCUGACUCCAUUCCCCUGCCUCUAGGUAUCUUCGAAGGCUGGAUAUGGCGUAUACUCGUCGACCGUGUGUUCAAAGGACACGACUGCGAGGUCUGGGAAGGUUAUGGACGACUUGUCACCAAGCUAGACCGUGAGUCGCCGCCCACCCCCUCC